Babesia bovis T2Bo is the source of this 1999-nucleotide messenger RNA. Its product is annotated as Las1-like family protein. Lineage: Eukaryota; Apicomplexa; Aconoidasida; Piroplasmida; Babesiidae. The record is from RefSeq and is a predicted model, not a curated record. Gene Ontology annotation, cellular component: Las1 complex; preribosome, large subunit precursor. Gene Ontology annotation, biological process: maturation of LSU-rRNA; maturation of 5.8S rRNA. Gene Ontology annotation, molecular function: endonuclease activity. The transcript is spliced from 5 exons. Bases 78 to 1958 code for a protein of 626 amino acids.
UUAAAGUCAAUCUAUAUAAAUGGAGGACUACGUUAACAAUGUUAUGAUCCUAUGUAGAUUACCUACAUGUAUUCGCAAUGAUACUUGAAACCACAGGAUGGUAUUCCUACGAUGAGUUUACCCAGGUCUAUACUAGGUUAAGUGAUCCGGAGGAAUAUCCAUUUAUCGCAAGAAAAAUCGCAUUAUGGAGACUUCGUGGAAAGGUUCCAGCAGCUGUAACAGCGACGGAGUCGCUUUUAUGUGCCCUUAUUGCGGAUAGCCAAAGGUCAAGGUCUGAUUCCGAGCUGUGUAGUCUGUAUGCCAUGGCGGUUAUAAGAGCCGUCAAUUUGGUGCUUGACCACGAGCAAGAUGGGGAAUAUGCACGUAGUAUGCUCUUCUUAGCUAAACAGUGCGAUUUACCUGAGUAUAUCAUCCAGGUUAGACACGAAUGCUCCCAUCGUGAGAUACCUGAUUUACAUACCCUACGGGUGGCAGUGCUGGAUGCUAUUAAUUACUUGUAUAAAAGAUAUUGGUCAGCCCAGUACAAAAGCAUAAUGUUCAAGUUGAACAAUGUUGACUACAAUAUGCUACAGUUGGAGUCACUGUUAAUAUGGUCGUAUAGCACAGUGCUAACAAAGCUAGAUCGAAGUGCUGUUGACCCAAUUUUACUGUGGAAUAAAUUCCCUAAUAGUGGUUGUACUGCCGGGAAAUUGCUACAUUCUGGUAAUCCGUAUUUUAAAUCUGCUGUGAAAGUCAGUAAUCGAGCAUUGCGUUUAUUACGAAACUUGUUGAGGUUAUCGAUAAACAGAAGAUAUACACUAUUGUCACAAACGAUGUCUACUGACCAGAAACAAUAUGGAAAUGCUGUGAUAUUGAAGCUUGUGCCACGUGUAUCUAUGAUCGCACGGAAAUUGGUUGAGGGUUGCGUUCAUAGCAACUUCUUUAUUUCGGUGUUUGUUGAGUUCGUGUUUGCCCACUUCGAUUCAUCGCUGGAUACCGUGUUCACGCUUUUGUUUUUGGACAUUGUUAGUCAGAUGCCGUAUAACUUCGUUAUAGAAUUAUGUGCCACAAUGCUCUGCGUUGUGUUUGGAUUAUCUGAUGUGUUGGCUGAUGAGAACGAUAACAACAGGUGGACAUUGUAUGGAGUCAGGAUUUCGGAAUAUGACGAGUUCCUGUUGUCUCCACCUGCCGAGUUCAUACGUAAUACCUUGGCAAUUGAAGUGCCGAAAUCCAAAUGCUCAUUGUCACACCGAGGCCGUAUAAACUCGUGGAUGAUAGAUUUGCUGCGUUGUGCAAACCACGUAGACAAUAAAUAUCAUUGCCAUGAGUUACCUGUGCCAGUACAAGUCUUAAUUUGCGCCGAUACAAAAGAGGCUCGAAGACUAUACAUAGCUUCGGGGAAUGCACUCGUUCGAUUAUCAAGUGGAUUUCGAGCUCUGCUGCCCAACGUUAUCGUUCAAUUAUCAUUGAAUAAUAAGUCUAGAAACAUGAUUAAGUCACUAAAAAUGCUAUCGUGGGAGGAUGACCCACUAUCACAUGCCCUAAGUCUAUAUGAAUGGCUAUCGCAAGAUCAUGCUCUAGGUACACUAAAAGAUUACCAGUUCGUCAAAUUGGACGAUAUAGAGAUACAGAAGCGUCUAGAUGUGAUAUCCAGUAAAUACCAAGAUAAAUAUGCAAAUAUAGACAUGAUGCUCUCCCCGGGUACAUAUUGGGAUGCCCAUCGCUGGAGAAUACAAUUUACCGUCAAGAGACUCGAAGCGUCAAAAGUAUAUCACUCAAGAAUAAUAGAUACGCUACGCAGUUUAUUACGUGGAACUAAUAAAUCAGAUGGUCUAUGGACCAAAAAAAGUGGUCAGCAAGUUGUAUACGGAUUAGACAAUUCCGAUGCAACCUUACAACCCAUAAGGCAAUUUUUGAAACUCGUUGCGGGCCUUGGGGCGGCAUUGAACCCCCUUUCCUACCGCCAACGGUUUUCCUAAGUCUACUCUUUAUAAUAUUGAAUUUUCUUUAUUCAUAAGUU